CUCCCCAAGCAUGCGUAAAUGUUGGCGCUCUCGCACUAGGAAACUUCAUCCCGAAUGUUUACAACAAAUAAGUCCACAACAUUGCCAUGUUGGGUUUGACACAGGAUCGCACAUGUCAGGCAAAAUAAAGUUAGUGUGAGUUUGUCACAUGAGGAUGAUGAUGACUCAUGAUUAGCCUAGUUAUAGUACUAUAGCCUAACCUAGGAAUAGCUUUGUAAUAAUUGACUAAUUGCCAUAAUAACAUUAUGCAGGAAGUUUAUGGACCAAUAUUUCAAAGCAACAAUUUGAUAUUUAGCCUACUGGUGCAAGCUUUCCUUUGUCAGUCAUUUCAAUUUGAAGCGGAGGAAAAAACAAGACAAUUAAAAAGAUUGACAGGUGGGCUCUACUGUCAGGGUGACGCUUGUAGCGCGAGGGGAGGAGUGAAAAUGAAGCAGGAAAAGCCACUCGAUGCGUCUGUCUAUCAGUUGAGACUGUCUGAAACGCGUCGAGAUUCCCUGCGUUUCAUUUUUUUCCGGAGGAGCAGACGAGACCUCGGUUCACUCCCCUGGAGUUUACAGAAGGAACAUUCUCUCCGGCGAGGGUGGAUGCCUGCAUCUUGUUUGUUUCUCUUUAGUCGCAGGCUCCCCACCACAUCAACCACCUGCAUAUUCCUUGAUCGGCGGCUGAUAAUAGUCAUUUUAACGACUAGAAAUAUCUGAGCUUGAAGAAGCGCAGCCUUCCCACGGAAAUACAUUGUGUUCGCUCACACCGGACUUAUUCGUUUACCAUCAGAGUUGAUUUAUUUUGGAGUGAAGACGAUACAAAGUAGCCACAACACCGCCAUAUAGCCCCAUAUGGCAGCAGGGGAGUGACUGAAACUUGGCUUCGAUGUCUGCCCCUUUUUUUCUGACACACAGAGAUGAGGGAAGAUGGUAUUUGAUAGACAUGUUAUGAGCUGGCGAAAUUCGUGCGUCGUUUUGAUAUCACAGAAACCCUUUUUUUCCCCGUUUGUCCUUUAUCUCCUGUCAUUUGUUUCUAUUCCUAGGCCUUAAGGACAUAUUUAGUUACAUUGUGGCCGUUUCAGGUUGUCUGGCAUAAGCCCACAAUUACAAAAGAAACAAACCAUUCUAAUAGAAAAAAACUGUUUACGGUUAUUUCCCGAAAAAAAAGCGACGGGAUGGUUUUUCUCCACUGACAGACUUAUUGUUUUGAUCCCUGCAUGAAAAGUACCGUGGACCGUGACGGUCACUAUGCCGAGGAGAAAGCAGCAAGAGCCCAGGCGAUCAGCAGCUUACUCGCCAGAGGACGAGUUUAAGGCAGGAGCAGUCGACGAGGAACACCUGCAGGAUGACGGGCUGUCACUGAACGGGGAGGACACUGCGUACCUUUGCAACGAGGGAGAGGAUGGAGGCCAGCCGCCCAGCUACCGGGCCUCUCCACUCAGCAACGGCACCAACCCAGACGCUGGUUACGGCUCCCCGCUCAGUGAUGCCAGCGACCGGCUCACGGACUUCAAGAGCACCUCCUCCAGGGAUGGCCAUGAGAGGGAGGAAGCCCCCCUCCCCUCUGGACUGAACAAUGGCCUCUCCCUGAGGGACAGCCUGGCUCAGAUGAAAGCUGUCUAUGCAAACCUGAUCUCAGAUGCUUCCUGGUCCAGCAUUGCCAUGGACAUCAUGAAAGCCACACCGGCUACUGCUGGCGCCAUCCCCACCGCCACCAGCCCCACCGCUACCACCACACACAACAACAACCACAGUGAGAACAGCAAUGCUAGCAGCCACCACCACAAUGGGAGAAGAAGUACCGCCACCGCCUACCACCACAGAAGCAGUGGCAGCUCUAACGGCACCGCGGCUAACUCCAUCAGUAGCAACAGUGGCACCAGCAGUGGCGGUGGCGGUGCUAGUAACGGUGGGGCUGUGGCCUAUGACUGGCACCAGGCAGCCUUGGCUAAGACCCUCCAGCAUACCCCUUACCAACUGCUGCCUGAGCCCAGCCUGUUCAGCACGGUGCAGCUCUACCGCCAGAACAACAAGCUCUACGGCUCAGUCUUCACCGGCGCCAGCAAGUUCCGCUGCAAAGACUGCAGCGGCGCCUACGACACGCUGGUGGGGCUCACGGUCCACAUGAAUGAGUCGGGCCACUACCGUGACGACAACAAGGACAAGGAGGAAGAGCGGGGCAAGCGCUGGUCCAAGCCCCGCAAGCGCUCCCUGAUGGAGAUGGAGGGCAAAGAGGACGCUCAGAAGGUGCUCAAGUGCAUGUACUGCGGCCACUCCUUCGAGUCUCUGCAGGACCUGAGCGUUCACAUGAUCAAGACCAAGCAUUAUCAGAAAGUGCCUCUCAAAGAACCGGUGCCAGCCCUGGCCACUAAACUGAUGCCCUCUGCCAAAAAAAGAGCCCUCCAGGACGCCCUGGUAUCCCCAUGCUCCCCAGACUCUGUACAUGGUAGCGGUGGCCACAUGCCCCAAGGGGACAUUGGGAAAGACCCCAAGUCCACGACAAACCCCUAUGUCACACCCAACAACCGCUACGGCUAUCAGAACGGUGCCAGCUACACUUGGCAGUUCGAGGCUCGCAAGGCACAGAUCCUGAAGUGCAUGGAGUGCGGGAGCUCCCACGAUACACUGCAGCAGCUGACUGCCCACAUGAUGGUCACGGGUCACUUCCUCAAGGUCACCAACUCUGCCUCAAAAAAGGGCAAGCAGCUAGUGUUUGACCCAGUGGUGGAGGAGAAGAUCCAAUCCAUCCCUCUGCCACCCACCACCAACAGGCUUCCAGUCCCCAGUGUCAAAUCUCAGCCUGUCUCCCCUGCACUCUCCUGCGGCUCUGACGAAAAGAGAGAACCGGAAGACGAGAGGAUGGAGGCGAGCGAACCAGGGGAGAAAAAGAUCAAAGAGGAGAUGGAAGAGCCAGGUGAGAAGAUUGAGGUGAACGCUGGGUCGUAUAAGUAUCUGACAGAGGAGGACCUGGAGGAGGCUCCUAAAGGAGGUUUGGACAUCCUCAAGUCCCUGGAGAACACUGUGUCCAGUGCCAUCAGCAAGGCCCAGACGGGCACGCCUCAGUGGGGUGGUGGCUACCCCAGCAUCCACGCUGCUUACCAGCUCCAGGGCCACAUGAAGCACGCAGCACUGCACUCCUCGGUCCAGAGUGUGCAGAUUCAGCCGGUGUUCAACAGCGGGCUCCGCGGGCUGGUGACCCAGGACUCCAGCUCAGUUAUCCACUCCCCCAGGAGCCCUGCAUCUCCGCCCUCUCGCAGGAGCAAUGUUACUGCCAUGGAAGAGCUGGUGGAGAAGGUCACAAGGAAAGCUGUUGCUGCUGCUGUGAAGAAAGAGGAGAAGUUGGUCAGCUUGGACCACCACAUCCAUCCAUCCUCCCUCAAGUCGCCGUCUCCUGUACUGAAAGAGCAGAGGGACCACCACUCAGCACCCAAUGACUUCACCGUCGGGAAGCCCCUUGUGAGGAACAGCAGCCCUGGAAAUGUAGAGUCAGAGCUGGUCUGCAAAAAGGAGCCCAAAGAGAGCCUGGUAGACAACCACCACAGCCAUUCAAAGAACGGCCCAGAGACUCGCCAGUCACCCAUCACCAACGGCACCAACAGCUUGGGCAUCAUCACCGAUCACUCACCAGAGAGGCCUUUCAUCAACCCCCUCAGCGCACUUCAGUCAAUCAUGAACAACCACCUGGGCAAGGCCUCCAAGCCCGUCAGCCCCGCGGGCGACCCCCUAGCCAUGCUCUACAAGAUCAGCAACAGCGUGAUGGAGAAACCGGCCUUUAACCAGACUCAAGCCAAGCAACCCGAGCCCAUCAACUGCUACUAUCAAUACGAGAGCAACGACCAGCCUAUGGACCUGAGGAAGUCCAAAAACAGCAACAACAACAACAGCAACAACAACAACAACAGCAGCACUGUCAGCAACAGCAACAGCAGCAUAAAUGGUAACAAACCCAUAAUGUCAAGCCUGUCUCUGUCUGACAUUUCUUCUCCUCUGAGAGAGAAUGCUUUGAUGGACAUCUCAGACAUGGUGAAGAACCUUACAGGCAGGCUGACACCCAAGUCCUCCGCCCCGUCAUCCAUCUCCGAGAAGUCGGACGCAGACGGCAGUGCGUUCGAGGAUGCUCUGGAUGACCUCUCCCCGGUCCAGAAGAGGAAAGGGCGGCAGUCCAACUGGAACCCCCAGCACCUCCUCAUCCUCCAGGCUCAGUUCUGCUCUAGCCUGCAGGAGACCCCGGAGGGCCGCUACGCCAUGACGGACCUCGGCCCCCAAGAGCGGGUUCACAUCUGUAAGUUCACAGGCCUCUCCAUGACCACCAUCUCUCACUGGCUGGCCAACGUCAAGUACCAGCUCCGGCGGACUGGCGGGACCAAGUUCCUGAAGAACAUGGACUCCUGCCAGCCUGUGUUCCUCUGCGGUGACUGUGCCUCGCAGUUCAGGACUGCGUCCGCCUACAUCGGCCACCUGGAGUCUCACCUGGGCUUCAGCUUGAAGGACUUGUCCAAGCUGUCCAAUGAGCACCUACGGGAGCAGCAGGCUGCCUCCAAAGUGAUCACAGACAAAAUGACUUUUGGCAGCACCCUGGCAUCCCUGACCUCACCAGACGACGACACUGGCUCAGUUUACCAGUGCAGGCUUUGCAAUCGGACAUUCGUCAGCAAGCACGCGGUCAAACUGCACCUCAGUAAGACUCAUGGCAAGUCACCAGAAGAUCACCUGGUGUUCGUCACUGCUCUUGAGAAACUGGAGAAGUAGUAGAGGGGUCUGGAGCUGAGGGAAGAGACAGAUAAACAGACAGAAAGACGGCUGUGUAACUGACCAGAAUUUCAUUGCACUAAGAUAACAUUGUUCACAGUUACUGCACUGGGCCAAACUGAGCUGCCAGAAUCAGUCUUAUUUUUUUGUUGUGAUACUGCCUGACUGGACCAUGUCUUAUUAGAUUUUUUUUGCCAAGCUUUUUUAACACUUAUUUUGUAAUGUAUUUAUAUGCUAUUUGUCUGAUCUGUGCAUGUAUUUUAGUGAACCAAGGUUAAACACGUUUUUUUGUAUCUUUUCAUGACAAAAAAAACGACUACUGUUUCAAUGGUGACUAAAGUGGUGAAAACGAAUUAAGGGGAAAAGAAAACUGUAUAAUACUUGAUAUGAAGAAGGUGAAAAAUCAUUGUACACACCAAAAGAAUGGAAGAACCCCUUCAAAGGCUGAAGUAGCACCUUAUAGACAUUUGAGAUUUUAUUUGUAAAGAGAACGUUUUAAGAUAUUCUGCAUUUGUCAAAAUAUGUUUUAAUUUGAAAGAUAAAUUAUUUUCUUCUCUCGGUUCUUGUCACUCUGCAACAUCUUUGAUAAUGAAUGGCCUGCUCAGAAAUCUGUCAGUGUAUGACAAAACUAAACAGAUAAUGUAAACAUUCAGAGUAAUUGAAAUGCUGCUUUCGGUUACAUAUCAGUCAGUGAAAAUGAAUGGCCGUACAGUAUGCAAGUUUGCUAAAAAAAAAAACGUUUAUGUGAAGUAUCACUUACAGUAAUUUUCCAAUUGUAUGGUUUGUCACCAACUCCUCUUUUUAAAAUUUUGCCGCUUUGAAUUCAACCAUAAAAAGAGCAGUCCUUUACAUGUAAAUGACUCGCAGUGAAAUGUCAUACUCCAUAAGACAUAUCUUGCCAUUUGCAAUAGCUCAACAUUCUUUGUUCUUAAAGGUGUGUGCAUUCUUUAACUUUUAUAUCAUCAUUUUAUAUAAUAAAAAUAAAUAAAAAAUGUUUUAAAAAAUUGUGUAUAUAGAUAUAUACUGUAGAUCCACAAAAAUGUCAUUUUUUAAGAAAUAAGAAUUUAGCUUCUUUGGCUUGGUUUACAGAAAUGAUUUGAAUUAUACUUGCAUCCAGUUUGAUGCAUGAUAUGGUGUGAAAAAGAAUUAAGCGAUGCACAAUGACUAUACAUUUCAAUGUUUUAUCAAUGAUAUUGUAAAAAAAAAUAUUUCUAGCACCGAUUAGUUUGUUUCAUUUUUGUUUUUUCUCAAUUGUAAAAUAAAUCUCAAAGCAGUUCUUGUUAACAGUCA
This is a messenger RNA of Oncorhynchus keta (chum salmon), 6020 nucleotides long. Its product is annotated as teashirt homolog 1-like. The transcript has 3 exons. The coding region runs from base 1230 to 4730 and encodes 1166 amino acids. Gene Ontology annotation, biological process: regulation of transcription by RNA polymerase II. The record is from RefSeq and is a predicted model, not a curated record. Gene Ontology annotation, molecular function: DNA binding; DNA-binding transcription factor activity, RNA polymerase II-specific. Gene Ontology annotation, cellular component: nucleus. Lineage: Eukaryota; Metazoa; Chordata; Actinopteri; Salmoniformes; Salmonidae.